UUUUGAAACGCGAAUUGGAAGGAAAAGUUUGCUGGGUGGAAAAGAAGGCUCUGGAGAAGUGAAGAGGUGGAGAGCUGGGUUUGGAAGUCUAGGGAUUUUUGGAGUCGCUGAAGGAGCUUGUUUUCUUGCUGGAAGGGUUUCUGGUAUUGGAUUUCGCACUUUGGUUGCUCUUGUGUUGAUGUUUUGGAGCUUGAUUUGAAGAUAUUGUUGUUGGGGAUUGAUUUAUUGGAGUUCGGUCCAAGGGAAAUAUGACUUCGGAUCUUGAACCUGGAUAGAGGGAAUGAUGAGGAUUCAAGACUGGAGUAUGCAUGAGCUUGAAGAUAUCAUCUGUGAAAAUUUUGGUAAAAGUGGUGAUCAUGUUGUGCCACUUUGGUGCAUUCAACAAGUGGAUGAAAUCUUGGAGGCUCUUGAUGUGCAUAGACAACUAGGGCAUAGAAUAGGAAGCGUUGGGAAGAGUGCUAAUAGUGGAAGAUCGACAGGAGAUACUUAUCAGACGGAAGAUGCUGGAUCUUUUCACCCUUCUUCAGAAGUUGGAAGCAAUAGUAUGCUAGAUGGUUCAUGGUCUCAGGAAUCAAAAGGUCCAGCUCCUGCAACAAAUGGCACUAAAUGCACUGCCAAUGUCUCUGCUUUAACUUCUCAGAAUGUUAUUAUCUUAGAUAAGUGUGGUGAAGGCAACAAGAUUGACUCGGUGUGCAACACAAUCUACUUAAAGGAUGCAGCCUUUGGUACUCAGGGCACUCCUGAUGACUACAGAGGCUGCAAUUUAUCACCUGCUGACUCUUCUUCUCGUGAUACUAAUGUUGGCUUCUUGGAAAAUGACAAGGACAAAGAUGUUGAUCUCAUGGAUUAUGAUUGGCCUGAUGACAGCAACAUGGAGGACAUUGACAGACUGUUUAGAAACUGCAAUUCCACAUUUGCUCAAGGGAGUACAAGCUAUGCAGAUGAGCCAUCAUGGCUUGCAGGUUCUUCUCAUGGGGGUUAUGGUUUGGAACAUACCUUUGAGUUAGGUUUAGAAUCAUCUCAUUCAGAUUUUAGGGUGUUGAACGGUACAUCAGCACUUACAGGUGUGAACUCCAACUUCUCGCUUAAGAAUGAUCUUCUUGCUGCUUAUGACGAUAAGCCUCCCACUAUUGGCAAUCACACUUAUGCCGAGUGGUUGGAUUCUAAUGUCGAAAGUGAGUGGAAUUAUUCAACCACUAAACAGGCAAAUGAUGGAAACGAUUGUACCAAAGUUUCAGCCAUCACACAACUCAGCAAUGAAAAUAUCCUGUUUGGAUCCGAAGACAAAGAUGUGAUUAGUGUUCAUGCAAAGCCACCGGAAAGCCAUUAUGUAUUUUCAGAGAAAGCAAGGAUUCAACACUCAGAUUGUAACAAUAGCAAUUUGGAGCGUCGCCAUGGCAAAAAACGACCACUUGCAGAAGAGAAAAUUGAGACUUCAGCUGCUUCAGGGCAUCAAAACUAUUCUUCUCAUUUUUCUGAUCAAGAGCAUUAUUCUGGACCCACUUCCAAUCCUCUGGGGCAAAUGGAAUAUGACCUGCUGACCCAUCAAGUUCCAUUUUCCCUGAUAAGGUCAAGUGAUAAAUUUGAUAAUGAAUCUCAUCCUCCAACUUCAUAUAAAGCCUUAGAUCAUCUUAUAUGUGAUUCCCCUCAAAGAUUUGACUGUUUGGAUCAUCAUUUGUCUAAGCCUGCAAGUAUGGCAACACAAGAAGAUAUAGAUAACCAGCAGACUAGGCAACAGCUAUCUGAGGUUUUGAUGGCUAAACUCCCAUCACAACAGAAUUCUUUUACAUCUGCAAUUCAGAAGAAGUACCCAAAACACUCUCAGCUUCAAUGUGAGAUCAGUGAUAGCAAUCUAUUAGUGGAUAGAAACUCAGGGCAUCCUGUAGUUGAGAUGGAUGUUCUUACUGCACAUGAAGGCUCUUGCUUGACAUCUGAUCUUUCUGAUGACUCACUUAAAGAAACAAGUUUUUGGCAACUUCAUCAUGUAAUGGAUCUGUUGGAUAUUAGGACAACACUAUCACUGAGAGAUGGACUAUACCGUCUGGCCAAGAGUGCUGAACAAAGGCAUGGUUUUACCUGCGCAAAUAGUCCAAUCAGAGCCAGUAAAUGUACCGGAAGUUGUAGCACAGAAAAUUUACAGAACUAUGCUGGCUAUAUGGACACUGAAACUAACACAAACCCCAUUGAUCGAGCUAUAGCACAUCUCCUUUUCUACGGGCCUUCAGACAGUGUCAGUAGGCCUACCAGUGAUGCUGCAUCAAUCAAGUUUCUCCCUCAUUCAAGCGAGUGCUGCCUGAUCAUGUUGAUCCCACGUUUGCUCUAGCAAUACUGUUCCCAUAAUCAAUAUCGAGUGAACGCAUGAACCCUUACAAGCAUAAUUGAUGAAUCAGCAAAAAGUGAAGAAGGCCUGCUUUCUUUUUUUGUUAUCUGGGCAUAUCUGUAUGUGUAUUCAUAUAUAUAUAUAUAUAUGUAAUAUGUAUAUAUAUGCUUCAAAAUACUGCAGUUCCUUAAUAGAUAGCAAUUUUUCCUCUGUAUGGAGUGACUCUUUCUCUUUA
Dioscorea cayenensis subsp. rotundata (Guinea yam) is the source of this 2555-nucleotide messenger RNA. Its product is annotated as protein LNK1. Lineage: Eukaryota; Viridiplantae; Streptophyta; Magnoliopsida; Dioscoreales; Dioscoreaceae. The transcript is spliced from 9 exons. Gene Ontology annotation, biological process: circadian rhythm; regulation of DNA-templated transcription. The record is from RefSeq and is a predicted model, not a curated record. Bases 281 to 2323 code for a protein of 680 amino acids.